AUAUAAAGCAAAUCAAGCGUUUCUAACAUUAGUGAAAGCAUCGAUUGUUUUGUUUUUAUGCGAUUGGAACCACGAAAUUUCUCCCGACUCUCCCUUGUUUGCUCCAAUAAUCUAAUAAUAAUUUUUCGAAAAUCCGUGAACUUUCAAUAAAAUCAAUAGCGAAUUGGGUUAAAAUAACACAUGUAGGGUAUCGGCGCGUAUAUAAAACCAAUUUAUUCAAUUAAAACUAAUUAGAUUACAUGCUUGGCUUCGAGCCAUUUGUCAGUUGCGAAGAUACACUCAGGUGCAAAGGGUGAGAGAGUGCGAAAUGGCGCCAAAGAACGACCCGGAACUCAUCGCCUUACGCAAAGAGCUCGAUGAGCUUUACAACACUCUCAAGGAAGAGCAGAAAAAGCAAGCGGAUACCACCCUCGAGGACGCUUGCAGUGGAGUCGCGAACGCGCCAAGAGUCAAACUCAUCACCAGGAAGUUGAUGAAAGGGCACUUGAAUAAAGUCAACUCGGUGCAUUAUAGUGGAGAUAACAGGCACUGCGUCACGGGCUCGCUUGAUGGGAAAUUGAUCAUUUGGGACACAUAUACGGGGAAUAAGAUGCAGAUUAUUCCCUUAAGGUCCGCUUGGGUGAUGAGUGUCGCGUAUGCACCAUCGGGGAAUUUUGUUGCUUGUGGUGGCAUGGACAACAUGUGCACCAUCUACGACCUGAACAACCGUGACUCUUCCGGCGUGGCCAAAAUGGUUCGUGAACUGGCCGGCUACGACGGCUUCCUCAGCUCUUGCCGCUUCCUGGGCGACCGCAACAUCAUCACAGGCUCCGGCGACAUGAAAAUUUGCAAAUGGGAUUUGGAAACCGGUCGCAAAACCUCCGAUUUCAUCGCCCACAACGGCGAUGUGGUCUCCAUCAGUCUUUCCCCGGAUGGCAACAGUUUCGUAACGGGAAGUGUCGACAAGACUUGCCGUUUGUGGGACAUGAGAGAGGAGAAACCGAGACAAACCUUCUUCGGACACGAAUCCGACGUCAAUUCAUUUCAUCCAAGCGGAUACGCUUUCGCUACCGGAUCUGAAGACAAAUCUGCGAGAAUGUUCGAUAUAAGAAGUGAUCAACAGUUGGCGCAUUAUAAACCACCGACGGCCAAUAGUGGAUUCACUUCUUGUGGAUUGUCGGUCAGCGGGAGGAUUUUGUUUUGUGGGUCAGAUGAUAAUAAUGUCCACAUGUGGGACACACUCAAGAACCAGCAUAAUGGGACUUUAUCGGGACAUGAAAAUAGGGUCACGUCGCUUUCGGUUGCCCCAAAUGGAAUUGCGGUGGUCACUUCCAGUUGGGAUCAGCAUGUGAGGGUUUGGGGUUGAAACGAAAUGCCAUCAAUGUGAUUCAAUAAAAAACUCUUCUACCAAAAGCUUUUUAUUUGUAUAAAACCACUCAAAUUGUAAAAAAUACGACAAAUAAAAAUUUUGACUAUAAAUUUACUAAA
This is a messenger RNA of Tribolium madens (black flour beetle), 1467 nucleotides long. It is a transcript of the gene Gbeta76C, whose product is annotated as guanine nucleotide-binding protein subunit beta-2. Lineage: Eukaryota; Metazoa; Arthropoda; Insecta; Coleoptera; Tenebrionidae. The transcript is spliced from 6 exons. Bases 308 to 1345 code for a protein of 345 amino acids. The record is from RefSeq and is a predicted model, not a curated record. Gene Ontology annotation, cellular component: cytoplasm; heterotrimeric G-protein complex. Gene Ontology annotation, molecular function: protein binding; signaling receptor complex adaptor activity. Gene Ontology annotation, biological process: G protein-coupled receptor signaling pathway.